AUGUACCAGGAUAUUUCCGCCCUUACUCCUGAAGAGAGCUUCAUUCGUUUUAAAGAAUUCAACUCCGGGCCAGGACCUUCAGCGGAGUGGCUGGCAAAGAAGAAAAAGUUGAGAGAUGCAUGGCUCACAUCUCAACGUAAGACGACGACGACGACGACGACAGCGCCACCCUCUGAUCGAUCCACUACCAUUCGUUUCGCAGUACUUGGAUUCCUCGCUUUGAUAACGAUCAUCUCACCUGGGCUGUGA
Messenger RNA from Necator americanus (New World hookworm), 249 nucleotides. RefSeq lists its product as uncharacterized. The record is from RefSeq and is a predicted model, not a curated record. Lineage: Eukaryota; Metazoa; Nematoda; Chromadorea; Rhabditida; Ancylostomatidae. The transcript has 2 exons. The coding region runs from base 1 to 249 and encodes 82 amino acids.